GCGGGUCGGUUUGUGUGCGGGUCGUUUUUGUUUUUUUUGUGGAGUCCGCGGGUGAUGGCGCAGUAGAUUUUCAGGAUAGUCUGGCAACCCUGAGUGCACUCAUUCAAACAAUGCAAAACGGAACAGUGAAAACAUACGACUAAUAGCAGUGGAGCAGAAAAUGUGAUGUAAUUCAUGUACUAUCUAUAAUAAUUGUGUAUGUAUAUAUAUCAACCACAACAAUAUUUCCAUUAUUUGGGGAAAGUUAAAUAUUAGAUAUUUUGGUCCGUCCCCUAAGUAUGGUGAAGGCACGUCUUCCUGAUCCAUCGUUUCCUCAUUUUCUGUCCGCUCCUCCCCCCUCAACUUUGGUCAAUCGUCAGUACAAUUCACUAUUUCCAGUAAAUUGACUCAAGAACAAAACCAAAGCCUCAGAAACUCGACAACAGGUGUUCUAGUUUGGACUUCUUUACGGUGGAUUGAAUAACAACAAAAAUGUAUUUUAGUUAGAUUGUUUUCUUUGCGCAUUCACAAGGAAAUUAGUUACCCAACCGCCUUAUUGAAAAUGUCAGCUUCGUCCAAGUCUACCUUAGACAUGCGGAGUAUUCCAUUGAUAGCGCUAAAUUUCAACGUAAGAAAAAGAUUAGGACUUUUCCUAAAUCCGCGAAACACUGUUGCCUCGGACUGGAUGUCUGUCGCCGAGAACAUGGGCUUUUCUUAUUUAGAGAUCAAGAAUUAUGAGGAUUGUCAGAACCCAACGCGGAAGAUUCUAGAAGACUGGCAAUCACGUUCUUCAGAAGCGACUGUUGGAAAAUUGCUUUCAAUUCUGGACGACGUCCAAAGAAAAGAUGUUGUGGAGGACCUUCGAAAUUUAAUUGAGGAGGACUGUAGGCUUUACUUGGAGAGGCAGAAAGAGCCUCCUAUCCAGGUUCCGGAGGUGACCAGCUGUAUUCCCAGAACCUCUGAGAGGCACGCUAUCACACUGGAGGAUGACCCAGAAGGGGGCAAACCAGAGCUGUUUGAUGCGUUCAUCUGCUACUGUCAGAGUGACUUUGACUUUGUCCGGGAAAUGAUCCAGCAGCUGGAGCAGAAGGACUGCAGGCUGAAGCUGUGCAUUUUCGAGCGUAACGUCUUGCCUGGCUCCUGUGUGUGGACCAUCACCAGCGAGCUCAUCGAGAUGAGGUGUAAGCGAAUGGUGGUGGUGAUCUCUGAUGAGUACCUGGACAGUGAUGCUUGUGACUUCCAGACCAAAUUUGCACUCAGUCUCAGUCCUGGGGCUCGGAGCAAGCGGCUGAUCCCUGUGAUAUAUAAGUCUAUGAAGAAGCCUUUUCCCAGCAUCCUGCGGUUCUUGACGGUGUGUGACUAUACACGGCCCUGCACACAGUCCUGGUUCUGGGCUCGGCUGGCUAAGGCCCUCUCCCUGCCCUGAUUGGACCCCACAGUCACAUGAACACCAGCCAAUCACCAGAGGGGGCCUACCCUUCUACUGGAUGAAUAGAAAGAAAGGAGCUUAAGUUGGGUGUACAUACAAGGGUUUUAUAACACGCGUAGACAUUUUUCUUUUGCAUUGUAGUCAACUGUGAGUUUUCUCUUUAACAACACAGAAAAUAUUAAAUCAUUUGGGUAUCAACUACAAACACAAAGACUGAUAGUAAGUUCUGCUUCAUGUUCAUUAUCUGAGUUUCAUAAGUGAAAUUGUAGACCUACACAGGAUUUCCAACUUAUCGACUUUGUCAGAUAGUCCACGGGAGUUUGGUUUUCGGGUUUUUUUCCGUUCUGUAUUUUACCUGCCUCUUUGAACACAUAAGAUGUCUCCAGGAGAAGCAGAGCACUGGAACUUCAAAAUGAAGACAGUUCAUCCGGUACCCCCCCACCUUUUUCCUUAUGAUGGGGGCUCUAUGGUACUAUGAGUCAUGACUGAUACAUUGAUUUUGUACUGUUAUAUUUUUCUUCUGACCCUAUCCCACAUAUGGACCAAGUAUCGACCUGAUCGAAUGACUGUUUACAUUCAUAUUAGCAUUUCUUUUCUGUCAGGAAUGUUGCAUAGGUCCGACAUGCAUCGACACAUCAGUCAUUUCGCUGUUUGUUUUGUAGUUGAUUUUGAGACAUCAUGUCCCCUUAGUGGAAGAGUUCCGCCUCCUGCUUCGGCUUGAUCAUGAUAGCAAUUAUUUGUAGUUUUAUAAAUGGUUUUCUGCACAAAACAUGUAAAUAUGACUAGCUAUCUGAAGUCAGCUGUUAUGUUUCCACAUCAACCACUUCGGUCAUGUGUAUAUUGUCCUCUCAGAUGAAAUUUGUCAAUGAUCUAAUCGUUGUCAUUGUUGUAACGGCAACAUUUCAAACGUCAUAAUACUGCUAGAUAGAAGUGACUUUAUCGUAGAUGUAACUGGACAUUUCAAAUGUUGAAACACUGCAUUACUCCCGCAUACUGCAUAUUUUUGUAUCUGUUCGUACUUAAUUUGUUCUUAAAACGCCAUUAUUAUACUGCUGAGUAGGCUUAUAGCUAGUUGCUACCUAAAUGGCAUUACAAGUACUAUACUGUCAGUCACACUUGUGUACAGUAAAGUACCACACGGUGGUAGCAGAUCCCUCUUU
Esox lucius (northern pike) is the source of this 2568-nucleotide messenger RNA. It is a transcript of the gene myd88, whose product is annotated as MYD88 innate immune signal transduction adaptor. Gene Ontology annotation, cellular component: plasma membrane. The record is from RefSeq and is a predicted model, not a curated record. Gene Ontology annotation, biological process: MyD88-dependent toll-like receptor signaling pathway; positive regulation of canonical NF-kappaB signal transduction; innate immune response. The transcript is spliced from 5 exons. NCBI's taxonomy places the organism in Eukaryota, Metazoa, Chordata, Actinopteri, Esociformes, Esocidae. Gene Ontology annotation, molecular function: Toll-like receptor binding; TIR domain binding. Bases 542 to 1405 code for a protein of 287 amino acids.